Molecule: messenger RNA, 1390 nt
Organism: Stegodyphus dumicola
Lineage: Eukaryota; Metazoa; Arthropoda; Arachnida; Araneae; Eresidae
Product: phosphatidylinositol 3,4,5-trisphosphate 3-phosphatase and dual-specificity protein phosphatase PTEN-like
Biological process (GO): regulation of phosphatidylinositol 3-kinase/protein kinase B signal transduction; protein dephosphorylation; phosphatidylinositol dephosphorylation
Cellular component (GO): nucleus; cell projection; cytosol
Molecular function (GO): phosphatidylinositol-3,4-bisphosphate 3-phosphatase activity; protein tyrosine phosphatase activity; phosphatidylinositol-3,4,5-trisphosphate 3-phosphatase activity
Source: RefSeq, a predicted model, not a curated record
AUAUUGAUUCUGAAACAGAUUCUGAUAGUAGUGAUAGUGAUACUAUGAUAUAUUCUGAUCAUAAAGAAUCUGGCGAAUCUAAUGAUGAUGAGGACAUUUCGGACAUCUGUACGUCGAAAGCAAGUACUUCUCCAUGGUCAUCCACAAUAGAAAAUUUAGAAUACAACAAAAAUAUGGGAGGAGUAGAUUUAAGCGAUUCCAUCAUUAUUCACAGUUUACAUCAUGAGGAAUGUGGAAAAGUUCCAACUCUUACAUUGUAUAAAAGUGAUUUAGAUAAAGCUACAAAAGAUAAGACACAUAAACUAUUUAGCCAAGAUUUCAAGGUUAGAUUACAGUUUAGUUAUGUGAAUGAUUCGCCUUCCAACAUCAGCCUUCGUUCUGAAAGUAAAGCUUCUAUGCAUGGUCAGAGUACUAGUGAUAACGCAAGUAGUCACGGUGAGACAAGCAGUGAGAAUGAAAUGCUUGAUAGUGAGACAGACUCUGAUGAUGAUGACUGGGAAGGUUGUGAAGCAACACAUGUUUGAUAUAAAAAGUGUAAAAAAAAAACUAUUAAGAUAUUCUUCAGUUGCCAUGACUUUUGAGGCUGGAUUUAAAGCCCAAGACACAGUAAUGCAUAUCAUGUUUAACCAGUUCCAGUCCAUGAAUGGAAAUUAUUUAUAAUGAAGUACAUUGCAUGUGCUGUGUCCUUGAUAAGGCUUAAUUUUGCAGAAACAUUAAAAGUGGAAGAACAAGUAGACUUUUUAAAAUCCAAAGAUAUUGGUAUCCAUCAUCAUAAAUCAAAUACUUGUAUAUUUUUUGUGUUUAUCUUUAAAAAUAUUCUGUUGUCAUCUGUGAUUUUUGACUUUGUGCUGUAUGAAUUCAUUAUACAUUUAUAAUACAAAUGGAAGAUAAAAACAGAGGAUAAGCAUCCUGUCCUUUUCAACAUAAUGUAAUAAAUUUUUGUCCAAUUCCGUCAUCAGUGCAUGUGUGUACGUUGAUUUUAUUUUUACAGUGUGUGUGUCAGACUUUGCCUUUUAGGCUGUUCAGUGUGCCAAUAUACGUUAAAUUCAAUAAACUGGUAAAAAAAAUCAUGUAAAGCAUGUAUACACAUGUGGUGCUAUCCUGUGGUAGUUCUUCAAAGCAAUAUGACAAUUACAUUAUGUUUGAAAAUGCUUAUUUGAUAAUAAUAUUUUUUCUUUGAACAAAAAUAUUGUGAUAAUUUCAAGGUAUAAUUCAGUUACUAUACAAAUGUCUUCAGGAAAAUCUUUGUAUAUUUAGUUUACUGUGCAGUAUAUACUUUUGAUCUGAUUUAAUAUGAGUAUGAUAUGCUCCACAAGUUUUUUUAUUAUUAUUAUUAUUACUUAAUUUUUUUAUUAGAUAAUGCUAAAUCAUCUAAGGUUCCGUUAGCAUA